Molecule: messenger RNA, 375 nt
Organism: Clonostachys rhizophaga
Lineage: Eukaryota; Fungi; Ascomycota; Sordariomycetes; Hypocreales; Bionectriaceae
Source: the annotation of a GenBank genome assembly
AUGGCGUCCUUAUUACGAUCCGUCUCACUGAGGGCGGCGCUCUUCGCCCCCCACCGGGCCAUUGGGUCCUUUCUGGGCCGUGGCCUGGCAAUCAACAUGCUCUCGAUGCCGGCGUUCGGAAACAUGGGUGGUCUGCUCCAGCAGGCGCAGCAGACGAGGGGGAUGAAGGUGCGCAGCGCCGUGAAGAAGAGAUGCGAGCACUGCAAGGUAAGGGAGGAUACUUUCUCGGCCCAGCCGGGCGACGAGUUUGGGGUUUCAAUGGCUGAUUGUUUGGGGGGGGGGCAGGUCGUAAGAAGGAAAGGCGGCAAGCGACAUAACGGCUACCUUUACAUCAUCUGCAAGUCGAACCCGAGACACAAGCAAAGACAGGGAUAG